AUUGCAAAUUCUUGAUCGUGUUACUCCAGCUUAAGGAAGGUUUUCUUUUCACUGCAGUUUUUUUUGUUUUUCCAUUUUAAAUUUAAUUACACUAUGCAGCUAGAUAACAAGGACAAGCAAUCUGGCAAUGAACCAAAAUCGUCUAAGGAUGUUCCAGUUCGGAUAAUCUUGGUGUUUCUUUUAAUAACUACUGUUACUGCUGUGUUAUUAGAAUUUGGGAUUCCGGAUAACAGAUUAUGGAAAACUGAAAAAAUCGUUGAAGUACAGCCCUCGGAAGCAUCUGAAAUUAAUUAUUACAAGUUUGCAAUAUAUCCUCCUUUCAAGCCCUCAGAGAAACAUCUUCAUCAUGUAAUAGAAAUAUUAGGACAAAUGGGAUAUAAACAAACCUCUAUGAAUAAUGAAAAUUGGAGUUUACUCUGGGCACAUGAAUACCCUUUUCUCAAAAUGGGAACAAGGAUAAGAAAUAUUUUAUCACGUCAAAUUGUUAAUCAUUUUCCUGGUAUAGGAUUCAUUACAAGCAAGGUUGAUCUAUCCACUGCUGCAUUUCCAUUCAUGCCUAAAGCUUUUCGUUUGCCAGAACAGCAAGCAGAAUUUUUAAAAUUUGCAAUGGAUAAUCCCGAUUCCAUAUUUGUGGAGAAAAACAAUAAACACAGAUCCAUUAAAAUUCGACCUUUGAAUUCUAUAAACUUGAACGCGUCUGACUGUUUCAUACAAGAAUAUGUUCAAAAACCUUUUUUGGUAGAUGGACACAAAUUCGAUGUAGGAGUUUAUAUAGUACUAACCUCGAUUGAACCAUUAAUAGUAUAUAUGUAUGAAGGAGACAUUUUGUUCCGUUACUGUCCGGAAAAAUAUUAUCCAUUCGAUGCGGAAAAUAUUAAUAAAUACGUCAUUGGAAAUGACUAUUUACCAACGUGGGAAGUUCCUUCUUUGAUCAAAUAUUUUGAAAGAUUUGGAGGAAGUAUGCGCUCUUCUUUCGAUGCAUACGUACGAGAUCAAUUUUUAGACCCAUCUGUAAUUUGGGAGCAAGUUGAAGAAAUUGUACGUCAGACCAUAUUAUCAAAAAAAAACAACAUUUUAAAAGCAAUGCAACCCUUUAAAACUGGAAAGUAUUUCGAACUCCUACGAUUUGAUUUAAUUGUUGAUGAUAAUUUACAAGUUUACCUCAUGGAGGUUAACAUGUCUCCUAAUCUUUCAUCGGCACAUUUCAAACCUAAUGCAUUGUUAUACCAACAAGUUUUAUACAAUGUUUUAAAUUUAGUUGGUGUUGGAUCACCUCUACGAAUUGAUAAAAGGAUUUUUGAUGAUGAAAAAAUAACAUCGGAUAAAAGUAUUGCGGUAAAUCUGAAUGAUUGUGCUAAAUAUGCCUGUCAUAAGUCCUGUAAUAAAUCUGAAUGUGAUCUCUGUUUAUCCUGCUUGAAAGCUUCGGAAGUUAAUAUAUUAAAAAAGGCACAUUAUGAACAUUUACAUAAAAUGGAAAUGAAGAGAAUAUUUCCAAAAGCAAUGGUUAAUCCAGACUACUUCAACCCACAAGUGGAAAUACAGAAUCUUUCAACACGAGAUGGGUGGCUCACUCGAUGGUUCUAUAAAAAAUGUAAAGAUAACCGGAGUUGGUGUUAGUUAAGAGAUUUCAGCUAGUCAUUAGAAAAUUUUAUUCCGUUUUAAAAUACUAAAGUUUAGCUAGAAUACAUUUGUCGAAUAUUUUGCAGUUAUUUAUUAGCAUUUUUUACACAACUUAUUAAACAUGAUUUACAUGCCUCACAAAGUUUGAUGUACAUCAAGUAUUAUCUUCUUUAUAAAAAUGAAACGCUAUUUUGUUAUGUACUCGAAGAAAUUAAUCAAUUACUCUUUGUAAGAUAAAUUUAAAAAUUGAAAAAAAUUAAGAUAUUAUUUUUUGUCGAAACAUUUCAAAAACUAACCAAAUAAAAAUGCAUCUAAAGCGUAAAUCAGAUAAAACUUGGGUUACCAUCCCCACCACAAAGA
Bactrocera tryoni is the source of this 1980-nucleotide messenger RNA. RefSeq names its product probable tubulin polyglutamylase ttll-15 (gene TTLL15). The record is from RefSeq and is a predicted model, not a curated record. The transcript is spliced from 4 exons. NCBI's taxonomy places the organism in Eukaryota, Metazoa, Arthropoda, Insecta, Diptera, Tephritidae. Gene Ontology annotation, biological process: protein modification process. The coding region runs from base 94 to 1617 and encodes 507 amino acids.